Messenger RNA from Thamnophis elegans (Western terrestrial garter snake), 884 nucleotides. Its product is annotated as trefoil factor 2-like. The annotation marks the transcript as partial. NCBI's taxonomy places the organism in Eukaryota, Metazoa, Chordata, Lepidosauria, Squamata, Natricidae. The transcript has 4 exons. Gene Ontology annotation, biological process: maintenance of gastrointestinal epithelium. The record is from RefSeq and is a predicted model, not a curated record.
AAAAAAAUCAUUUGCCAUACAUUGGUAAUAUGGGAUAACCAGGAGUUUUGUCUUUUGACAGCUAAAUGCCGAUGUGACGUUGAUCCCCACAAACGAACCAACUGUGGACCCCCUGGCAUCACUCCCCAGAAAUGCGAAAAUUCAGGAUGUUGCUUCAAUUCAACAGUGCCAGGAGUCCCUUGGUGCUUUAAACCAACCCCUCCGAAAUCGAAAUGCCGAUGUGACGUUGAUCCCCACAAACGAACCAACUGUGGACCCCCUGGCAUCACUCCCCAGAAAUGCGAAAAUUCAGGAUGUUGCUUCAAUUCAACAGUGCCAGGAGUCCCUUGGUGCUUUAAACCAACCCCUCCGAAAUAUAGAAAGGUAUGUCCUACAGAUGUGAAAUUCCGGAAGAACUGUGGCUACCCCGGAAUUCCUGCCAGUGAAUGUGCAAUGAGAAAGUGCUGUUUUGAGAGCAAACCACGUGGUGUCCCAUGGUGCUUUUUUCAUAUCAGUGUGGAAGAGGAGUGUUAAAAUGAUGCUUUAGGAAGAACUCUCACAAAGAGCAUGCCUUCGACAAAACUAUUCAAGCACAAUGUUAUCCCAUGUGGUGUACUAAUUUUGGCUUCCAUGAUACAUUAAUGCAUCUUUAUAAUAGUUAAUUACAGAUUUUGUGACUUCUUUACAUCUGCUAAAGGCAAUUGUGAUGAAAAAAAGAAAUGCAUUUAUCUUUAUGAAUGCAUUAUAAAUUUGCCCCUUGUGCUGAUAUCCAGAUAGUAACCUACACAUGAGAUAUUAGCUUUUUGUAAUUGAAAAUUUCAUUUUUGAGGUGCUCCUGUGAUUAGAAAUAUACUAUCUGAAUAAUAUGCUAUUAAAUCAUGCAAAACAAAUUGAACAUAACUGUU